UCUUGCCAGUCUCCAGUUUAUACUCAAGAAUCAUUUUCAAUAUCAAUUGUUUUAAAGUAGUUUCUAAACCGGUUGCUGAAUGUCUGUCUACAUUCUGCAGAGCACACAAUUUAAUUUGAGUCAAGAUUUUUCUUACUCUGAUCCUGUGUCCGACUCUGACAUUCUCACUAUUUGCUUCUGUAAACAGAGGGCGGGGCCUUGAAUCCCGCCACAGGUAGGUUUAACAUACACCUGUACUACUAUGAGACGGAAAAUACAUUUUAAGACCUACACUAGUAGUAAUAAAAUCACUGCAGACGACAAGAUACAAUGAGGACUUUAGUGAUUUCCACUUUACUGUUUGCUAUGGGCACAUGUUUACCUGCAAUAACCACAUCUUAUUCUAUUCCUCCAGAAGACCUGGAUGGAUCGGGACAUGAUCUGGAAAGUUCUGGCUCAGGUUCAGGGGAACGGGCAGAAGUGUCCAAAGGCUCAGUGAGGUUUACCACUAUCUCAACAUUUACAAUGACAAUGAGUGAAGAUGACUUAAUGUUCAAUGCCAUUGAUGAAGAGGAUAAAACCGUCCCAAUUAUCAUGACAGACAACACCAGAAAUAAAAUAUCAGAGGACUCAGACUUGACCUUUGACAAAAGGCCUAAGCUAGAUGACAACAACGGAUCAGCCAUUGGCAAUGUGGCAAAGAGCGGGGGUCUUCUAGCAAACAAAGAAGCUCUUGCAGCUAUUAUUGCAGGAGGAGUGGUGGGACUGGCCUUGGCUGCCUCCCUGUUAACACUCAUGGUCUAUAACAUGAAGAAGAAAGAUGAGGGAGGCUACACUGUCAACCAGAAAAACACAUCUAACGGAGGAUAUCAGAAACCGAAGACCAAGGAGGAGUUUAUUGCUUAACUUCCCCUCAAAGACAAAAUAAUGUCUCAACCCAGCAGAUUUGUUUGAAGAGUUCAUUUUUGAGAGAAAUAAGUUGGUUGGGUUUGCGCCAGGAGAAAAUUCACAGCAGAAAAUGCAAACUUGUGGUGUAUUCGAGGUUUAAAAAGACGGUAACACUUUACUUGACACCCAAGUAAAGAUAACAUAUAACAUGGUCAUAACCAUGUCAUAAUACGUCAUAACAGCUGACAUAACUUGUCAUAUGGUCACAACACUGUCAUGACACAUAAUAAACAGCAAAAAAAGAAAUGUCCUCUCACUGUCAACUGUGUUUAUUUUCAGCAAACUUAACGUGUAAAUAUUUGUAUGAACAUAAGAUUCAACAACUGAGACAUAAACUGAACAAGUUCCACAGACAUGUGACUAACAGAAAUUGAAUAUUGUGUCCCUGAACAAAGGGGGGGUCAACAUAAAAAAUAACAGUCAGUAUCUGGUGUGGCCACCAGCUGCAAUAAGUACUGCAGUGCAUCUCCUCCUCAUGAACUGCACCAGAUUUGCCAGUUCUUGCUGUGAGAUGUUACUACACUCUUCCCCGAAGGCACCUGCAAGUUCCCUGACAUUUCUGGGGGGAAUGGCCCUAGCCCUCACCCUCUGAUCCAACAGGUCCCAGACGUGCUCAAUGGGAUUGAGAUCCGGGCUCUUCGCUGACUAUGGCAGAACACUGACAUUCCUGUCUUGCAGGAAAUCACGCACAGAACAAGCAGUAUGGCUGGUGGCAAUGUCAUGCUGGUGGGUGAUGUCAGGAUGAGCCUGCAGGAAGGGUACCACACGAGGGAGGAGGAUGUCUUCCCUGUAAUGCACAGCGUUGAGAUUGCCUGCAAUGACAACAAGCUCAGUCCGAUGAUGCUGUGACACACCGCCCCAGACCAUGACGAACCCUCCACCUCCAAAUCCAAAUCGAUCCCGCUCCAGAGUACAGCAUUCGGUGUAAAGCUAUUUUUUUCAACGAUACACACGAAUCCGACCAUCACCCCUGGUGAGACAAAACCGUGACUCAUCAGAGAAGAGCACACUUUGCCAGUCCUGUCUAGUCCAGCGACGGUGGGUUUGUGCCCAUAGGCGGUGUUGUUGCCGGUGAUGUCUGGUGAGGACCUGCCUUACAACAGACCUACAAGCCCUCAGUCCAGCCUCUCUCAGCCUAUUACAGACAGUUUGAGCACUGAUGGAGGGAUUGUGCAUUCCUGGUGUAACUCGGGCAGUUGUUGUUGCCAUCCUGUACCUGUCCUGCAGGUGUAAUGUUCAGAUGUACCGAUCCUGUGCAGGUGUUGUUCCACGUGGUCUGCCACUGAGAGGACGAUCAGCUGUCCUUCUUGUCUCCCUGUAGCACUGUCUUAGGUGUCUCACAGUGCGGACAUUGCAAUUUGUUGCCCUGGCCACAUCUGCAGUCCUCAUGCCUCCUUGCAGCAUGCCUAAGGCACUUUCACACAGAUGAGCAGGGACCCUGGGCAUCUUUCUUUUGGUGUUUGUCAGAGUCUGUAGAAAGGCCUCUUUAGUGUCUGAAGUUUUCAUAACUGUGACCUUAACUGGUCACAAUAAAAGAUCCCAGAAAUGUUCCAUAUGCACAAAAAGCUUAUUUCCCGCAAAUGUUGUGCACAAAUUUGUUUACAUCCCUGUUAGUGAGCAUUUCUCAUUUGCCAAGAUAAUCCAUCCACCUGACAGGUGUGGCAGACCAGGAAGCUAAUUAAACAGCAUGACCAUUACACAGGUGCACCUUGUGUUGGGGGCAACAUGCCACUAAAAUGUGCGAUUUUGUCACACAAUACAAUGCCACAAAUGUUUCAAGUUUUGAGGGAGAGUGCAAUUGUCAUGCUGACUGCAGGAAUGUCCACCAGAGCUGUUGCCAGAUAAUUUUAUGUUAAUUUAUUUACCAUAAACCGCCUACAAUGUAAUUUUAGAGAAUUUGGCAGUACGUCUAAAUGGUCUCACAACUGCAGACCACAUGUGGCGUCAUGUGGGCGAGCGGUUUGUUAAUGUCAAUGUUGUUAACAGAGUGUCCCCUGGUGCCAGUGGCAACAAACAGAAUUGCAUUUUGUCGUUGGCAAUUUGAAUGCACAGAGAUACCGUGAUGAGAUCCUGAGGUCCAUUGUUGUGCCAUUCAUCCGCUACCAUCAAAUCACCUCAUGUUUCAGCAUGAUAAUGCACGGCCCCAUGUCACAAGGAUCUGUACACAAUUCCGGAAAGCUGAAAAUUUCCCUACAUACUCACCAGACAUGUCACCCAUUGAGCAUGUUCUGAAUCGACGUGUACAACAGCGUGUUCCAGUUCCCGCCUAUAUCCAGCAACUUCGCACAGCCAUUAAAGAGGAGUGGGACAACAUUCCACAGGCCACAAUCAACAGCCUGAUCAACUCUAUGCAAAGGAGAUGUGUAAUGCUGCAAAACCAGACACUGACAAGUUUUCUGAUCCACGCCCAUACCUUUUUUUAAGGUAUCGGUCACCAACAGCAUUUCUGUAUUCCCAGUCAUGUGAAAUCCAUAGAUUAGAGUUUAAUUCAUUUUUUUUCAAUGGACUGAUUUCCUUGUAUGAACUGUAACUCAGUAAAAUCUUUGAAAUUGUU
This is a messenger RNA of Oncorhynchus keta (chum salmon), 3481 nucleotides long. Its product is annotated as syndecan-1-like. Gene Ontology annotation, cellular component: cell surface; membrane. The transcript has 5 exons. Lineage: Eukaryota; Metazoa; Chordata; Actinopteri; Salmoniformes; Salmonidae. The coding region runs from base 310 to 885 and encodes 191 amino acids. Gene Ontology annotation, biological process: cell migration. The record is from RefSeq and is a predicted model, not a curated record.